AUGGCUGCAGCCUGGGAUUGUGUCCCUCUCAGGGAACUCCAGCGCUUCCUGAGAGACAAAGAACCCGGUGAUGCGGCCGGGAGGAGGACUAGGAGCAGACUCGUAGCCCGGCAGGCGGUGCGCGGUAGCGCGUUGUUGGCCCCGGUGUCCCGGCAACUGCGGAACGCGGCUCCGCGGGAGACGCAGGCGGCUGCAGCUUCAGUCCUCAGCGUUCGGCAGUUCGCCUGCCAGCUGUAUCUAUGUGUUUCAGGUACUAAACACAAUGGCUUUCUGGGAUCUAAUGAACACUUUGCCAGCACAACAUCCUCUGGCAGGAGGGUCACUCCUUCAUCUUUUGUUGAAACAGGUCUAAGCAUCAAUGAGUUUCCAGCCCUCCACAGAGUGUCUGCCCACCUAGACGCAGCUGCAGAUUUGGAGCUGAAAUCUUCCACCUCCUCACAUUCUGAUCGGUCCUCUGAAUCUCCAUUACCUGAGAUCCAAAUGGAUAAAUAUCCCGAGGACUUUAGCCUGCUUAAGUUGCAGACAAAAGAUGGGCAGCGACCUGAGUGGACAUUUUACCCGAGGUUUAGCAAUAAUAUCCACACCUACCAUGUUGGAAAGCAGUGCUUCUUUAACGGGGUCUUCCUUGGCAACAGGAGGUCUCUGUCAGAGAGGAUGGUGGACAAGUGCCUUGGGAGGAAGAAAUACGAUAUUGAUCCCAGGAAUGGAAUUCCAAAGUUAACUCCAGGGGAUAAUCCAUAUAUGUACCCAGAACAGAGUAAAGAUUUCUACAAAGCAGGAUCAACUCUUCCAUUAGUGAAGUUCUCAGUAGUGCCUUACGAAAAGAAAUUUGAUACAUUUAUUCCACUUGAGCCUCUUCCACCAAUUCCCAACUUGCCUUUCUGGGUAAAGGAGGAGGCCAACAAGCUGAAUAAUGAGAUAAGAGAAGUUGAAGAGCUUGACAAUUGGCAACCAUCGGUGCCCUUCCUAUCAAGUUUACUCCCUCCUGGUGGGUUAAAGAGCAUUCAAAAACUAACGUAAAAACUAGAGGCGAGACCCAAAGAGCAGACUUUUGAGAGGCUUCCAUCAAUGGAAAGAAGGCAAAAGGCUCUCCUGGAGUGGGAGUGGAUGGUGUCUAUUGCCACAGGCAGUGCUUUGGGCAGAUAUCAUGGCUCUGCAUCUCAGGUUGACUGUGUUGGUUGAGAACUGUUAGUCUUGCAAUGGAACACAGCCUUUAACUCCAUUCCUCUCUCCACAGGUUCUUUGGACUUUACAAAACAAUCCUGAGCAGAGACAGCCCACAGAGCAAGCGCUGAUGAGCCUCAUC
Messenger RNA from Loxodonta africana (African savanna elephant), 1306 nucleotides. RefSeq names its product spermatogenesis associated serine rich 1 (gene SPATS1). The coding region runs from base 1 to 1020 and encodes 339 amino acids. The record is from RefSeq and is a predicted model, not a curated record. The transcript has 7 exons. NCBI's taxonomy places the organism in Eukaryota, Metazoa, Chordata, Mammalia, Proboscidea, Elephantidae.